CGCUGCCGCCGCCGAGACCAAGAUGGCCGCUAGACUCGCCGCCUUCCUCAAGAAUGCUUGGGCCAACGAGCCAGUGCUGGUCGUGUCCUUCACCGUUGGGGGCCUCGCUAUAAUUAUGCCGGUGCUCAGCCCCUACACCAAGUACUCUAGCAUGAUCAACAAGGCCACGCCCUACAACUAUCCAGUGCCUGUCCGAGAUGAUGGGAACAUGCCUGAUGUGCCCAGCCAUCCCCAGGACCCCCAGGGCCCAAGCUUGGAGUGGCUGAAGAAACUGUGAGCAUCUUCAUCCACAGGGAAGAGGCUCCCCCUCCCUCAUGGCCCCCAAUAAAAAUGUGAAAACCAA
Molecule: messenger RNA, 343 nt
Organism: Nycticebus coucang (slow loris)
Lineage: Eukaryota; Metazoa; Chordata; Mammalia; Primates; Lorisidae
Gene: NDUFA3
Product: NADH:ubiquinone oxidoreductase subunit A3
Exons: 4
Coding region: 23-277 (84 amino acids)
Cellular component (GO): mitochondrial inner membrane
Source: RefSeq, a predicted model, not a curated record